CCCGUGGCCCCGAGGAAUUCGUCAGAGAAGUGACAAACCGUGAACAACGAGAAAAAAGUCCGAAUAGGCGGCGGCCUCUGCCGUUUAUCUUCGUUUCACGCGGCGAUCGACAACCCCAGAAAAGCCGGAAGAUGCGGUCUAGCCUGUUAAUAUUGGGUUGCUUCCUUUUCGUCUCCGUUCUCGGAGAUCCCAUAAGGACGAAGAAAGAAGCACCGUUAAGUCCACCUCCGAGUCAAUACAGUCCACCAUCGUCGUCUUAUGGAGUACCGAACGUAGGAAGCUCUUAUAAUGCACCAUCGUCGUCUUAUGGCGCCCCUCCGGCUGCGCCAUCUUCGUCUUACGGUGCGCCAUCGAGUUCUUACGGUGCCCCAUCGGCACCGUCCUCCUCCUACGGCGCCCCAUCGGCACCGUCCUCAUCCUACGGUGCUCCAGCAGCACCGUCCUCCUCCUACGGUGCCCCAUCAGCACCGUCCUCUUCCUACGGUGCCCCAUCGGCACUGUCUUCCUCCUACGGCGCGCCAUCAGCUCCGUCCUCUUCCUACGGUGCUCCAUCGGCACCUUCUUCCUCCUAUGGUGCCCCAUCGGCUCCAUCCUCCUCCUACGGAGCACCAUCCUCUUCGUACGGUGCCCCAUCUGGUCACGGAUCCUUCGGCGGUGACUCCGGCUACAGCAGCGGAGGAUCAUUCGGCGACGAUCACGGCGGUCACGGCGGCGGCGGUGGCGGCGGUGGCGGCGGGGGUCAUGGGUCAUUUGGCGGCGAUCACGGCGGACACGGUGGCGGAGGCGGUGGCGGAGGUCAUGGGUCGUUCGGAGGAGACUCGGGCUCCUUCGGCGGAGGUCAUCACGACGGCGGAGGAGUGUCGACUUCUUACGGAGCCCCGUCGCAAUCCUACGGUCCCCCGUCGCAAUCUUAUGGACCUCCGGCUCAAUCGUACGGACCACCGCAGCCUCAAGGCAGAUGGGAGAAGAAGUUGAUCUGGAAGCCGGAAUGGAAGCAGAUCUGGAAGACGGAGCAGAAGCUGGCCUGGAAGCAGGAAUGGAAGAAGGUCCAGGUCCCGGUGUGGAAGGAGGUCCAGGUCCCGGCCUGGAAAGAGGUGAAAGUGCCGGCCUGGAAGAAGGUGCAGAAGCCGGUCUGGAAGGAGAUCCAGGUACCGGCGUGGAAGGAGGUCCAGGUCCCUGCUUGGAAGAAGGUCUGGAAGCCGGUGUGGAAGGAGAUCCAGGUGCCGGCUUGGAAGGAGGUCCAAGUGCCCGACUGGAAGAAGGUCUGGGUCCCCGAAUGGGUCAAGGUCGGCAUCCCCGGGGAACAAUACGUCGGCAAGGAUCACCACGGAUGGCAGUACACCAGCCACGAUCUUUGGAAGAAGAAGCUGAUCUGGAAGCCGGUGUGGAAGAAGAUCUGGCGCACGGAGAAGAAGCAGGUCUGGGUGAGCGACAAGAAGCUCGAGUGGAAGGCCGAGUGGAAGCAGAUCUGGAAGACCGAGAAGAAGCAGAUCUGGGUGAGCGACAAGAAGCUGGUCUGGAAGGAGGAGUCCGUUCAGGUUUGGGUGCCGGAGAAGAAGCAGAUCUGGGUCACGCAGAAGAAGCAGGUGUGGAAGGACGAGUGGAAGAGCAAGUGGGUGCCGAUUUGGAAGGAGGUGCAGGUACCCGCGUGGAAGAAGAUUUGGAAGCCCGUCUGGGAGAAAGUUUGGGUGGCCGCCGAGCCCCACCACGACGACCACCACGGCUACAAGUAGAUCCCUGCCGUGAGAUCCCGAUCGAUCCCCGUCCGGACGGCGAGCCGUCGUCGUUGUUCCGUUUCCCCACCCCGGUGUACCGACCGAGGAACAAGUACUCUGACUUUCUAGGAUCUUCGCUUGCCGGUAAUCGAUGCCCAAAUUGCUUUUCGGGAAAGCUGAACGUUGCCGUUGGCUCGCCGAGGCUGUCCGACUGGUGGCAGGAAAAAAGGAUCGAGACGGCAAACCGAGGAAAGGCACUCUAGUGUAGCGAUGCUAUCGGAGAACCGAUCGUUCCUUAUCGGUGCACAGGAUGCGGUAAACUCGUCCGAUUCGUUAUUAAAAGGUCUUGGCACCGCGAGAUCAGUCGUCUUCAGAACUUGGCGCACAGCAAUGCUACUUGGUACGUUGUUUACUUUUCUGGAAACUCGUUGUUGACUGUUGGUGCAGAGAUCCGGUAAACUCGUACCAUUUGCUGCUGGAACCAUUUGCUGCUCUUGGUACCACGAGAUCGGUCCUUUCGAGGAUUUUGCACACAGCAACGCUGCUCGGUGCAUCGGUGCAUCAUCUCGUAUAAUUAACUACCUUCGAAUCUUGAUACCACGAGUCUGGCCUUGCCAAGAACUUGGCACACGAUACAUUAGCCUAGACAACGCGAAUAAAAGCCACGAUUCAUCGAGGCUUGGACCAGCUUCGAAAUUCCCCAGGACGUGAAAAUGAUCCACGGGAUCGCAGCAGCAUUGUACGAGUCCGCCGACUGGAAAAGCAAACGAUUUUGUGGUCGAUCCUUUGAAUCGCGGUUACAAUGAAAGUUACCGUGCUUAUUUCACUUAUGGUACACGCUGCCGGGGAUUAGAGAUCGACUUGAAAAUUCGCUGCACGAGCCAGAACCCGAUCUCCGCGAUGGAACUCGAUUGUCGCGGGAUCGUGAGAAAAAGCGAUCUAACGGCGAACGAUGACGGCCAGGAAUACUACGAAAGAAAGAACAACUAAGAGAGAGAGAGAGAGAGAGAGAGAGAGAGAGAGAGACGUUUUCGUGGUGCACGCCGGGAAGUAGCGUAGAGUAAAAAAAUAAGGAGAGAGUUCUCUCUCCGGAGAUCUCCCGGCGACGAGAUCAGGACACGAGAAUCGUAGCGCAGCGUUUGCGAGUCCGUUUUCUUUAUUUGCGAAGAGUCCGCUGUGAGAUGCAGCAUCGUGGACCACUGUAUCGUAAUGGACGAUUCGCGACCCGUCGAAUGUAAUUAGCUCCCAAUUGUAAAUAACCGUUGUUCGCGGAGGUACACGCCUAUCGAUAUUUUUGUACGAUGUUUAUGUAUGUUGUCGUAAUAAAAUACCGUUUUUUUUUA
This is a messenger RNA of Megalopta genalis, 3058 nucleotides long. RefSeq lists its product as uncharacterized. Lineage: Eukaryota; Metazoa; Arthropoda; Insecta; Hymenoptera; Halictidae. The record is from RefSeq and is a predicted model, not a curated record.